AUGUUAACACCGAUCAUUUUCGUUGUUCUCUGUUCUCCAAUAAGUGGUAACUUGAUCAAAUAUGAGGUGACAUUUUUGGACCCAGAAUUAAAAGAAAAUUUGUCAGGGAACGUUAUAAGCGUUGACAACAACAUCUUCAAGGUAACUGUUUUAGAAAAUUUGCCAGAACUUCGCAAUGGUAUGCUAAACAUAACAGACCUCCAUUAUUUGACAGUAAAUAACGUCAACUUACAAUAUAUGGAAACAGGAGUGUUUGAUAAUCAAAAUAUUAGCCACAUUUCGAUUGCGGGUAACAAGCUGACUAAAAUCCAGUCGAGGAUUUUCGACAGUCUUUCAACAGAAACCCUGAAUUUAAGUGAGAAUCAAAUCGAUUUCAUUGAAGAAGGAGCGUUCAGAAACAUGUUGAAACUGUGUCACCUGAUAUUAUCACGCAAUAAGCUUACACGAAUUAGUUCUAGUUAUUUUGACAACACUCCCAACAUAAUUGUGUUCGACAUCAGUUUUAAUCAAAUAACGAAAAUUGAAGAAGGAUGUUUUAGCUUUCUGGCAGAAGAUUAUCUCAUUAUUACUAUCGGAAACAAUGCAGUUGAGGAAAUUCACCCGAGAGGAUUUGAAAACUUGAACAUAACAGAGCUUGUUCUCAGCCAUAAUUUAAUUCGGAACGUUCCAGAAGAACUAGUUACUAGAAACAAGAUCACGAUAUUGCAACUGGAUUAUAAUCAGAUACGAGAUUUUCCAGAUACUUUUUAUGCGGAGAUGAAUUCAACUAUAGAAGCACUCAUGAUAAGUUUUAACCCUCUUAAAUGUCAAGUGGUGGAAAAAAUAAUGGAAUUUUCGGAAAAAGUCAUAGGGCCUUUUUGUUUUUCAGAUGAAGAUUGUUUUGAGACUUGUCAAGAAAACUAA
Messenger RNA from Zophobas morio, 903 nucleotides. RefSeq names its product carboxypeptidase N subunit 2-like. NCBI's taxonomy places the organism in Eukaryota, Metazoa, Arthropoda, Insecta, Coleoptera, Tenebrionidae. Gene Ontology annotation, biological process: sensory perception of taste; phospholipase C-activating G protein-coupled receptor signaling pathway. The coding region runs from base 1 to 903 and encodes 300 amino acids. The record is from RefSeq and is a predicted model, not a curated record. Gene Ontology annotation, cellular component: heterotrimeric G-protein complex. The transcript has a single exon. Gene Ontology annotation, molecular function: G-protein beta-subunit binding.